Molecule: messenger RNA, 623 nt
Organism: Cimex lectularius (bed bug)
Lineage: Eukaryota; Metazoa; Arthropoda; Insecta; Hemiptera; Cimicidae
Product: constitutive coactivator of peroxisome proliferator-activated receptor gamma-like
Exons: 3
Coding region: 153-623 (156 amino acids)
Cellular component (GO): nucleus
Source: RefSeq, a predicted model, not a curated record
AGUAUGAUUUAUAGUACACUAUCACAUUUGUAUUUUUCACAAAUGGUGAAACCAUUGUAGUUAAGUGGUUUCUUUGUUUCAGUCAUAUAUAUUCGAUUGAACAUUUUUUUCUCUCUUCGAUUUUGCAGAAACGAUCACUUCAAAUCGUAAUUAUGGGCGUCAAAAAUCUUGAAACGUUCCUUCACAACCACCCAGAAUGCUAUACUCCGGUGAAUAUGGACGAGCUUGCCGUUGAGUACAAAAGGAAAAAUAAAAGAAAUCCUGUGCUAAUAUGGGAUAUAGGUUCGUGUUAUACAUGGCUGUAUAACAACAAAUGUUGGGUGCUCGGUGGGCAGCUGAAAGAGUUCACCCAUGUUCUCGAGUCGUUCAUCCAAAAAGUCAAGGCUGCAGGUAUCAAGCUUAUAGUUUUCAACGGUGGCCACAUCCAAACAGAAAAGCUGAAAAAAAAUAUUUCACUCAAGAAAGAAAGAGUGUCAUAUCUAAAUGAAGUCUAUAACUUUCUAUGGGGAAAUCGGCAAAACGACCAGGUUCUAUUAAAAUAUUUCAACUUUCUCCCUUCCAACAUUAAUGAAGUCAAAGUAGAUACCUUCAGCAAAUGUAAUUCAAGCAACAUUUACAUGUGA